Molecule: messenger RNA, 3311 nt
Organism: Hermetia illucens (black soldier fly)
Lineage: Eukaryota; Metazoa; Arthropoda; Insecta; Diptera; Stratiomyidae
Gene: Hr96
Product: nuclear hormone receptor HR96
Exons: 4
Coding region: 631-2784 (717 amino acids)
Biological process (GO): positive regulation of transcription by RNA polymerase II; negative regulation of transcription by RNA polymerase II; cell differentiation
Molecular function (GO): RNA polymerase II cis-regulatory region sequence-specific DNA binding; nuclear receptor activity; zinc ion binding
Source: RefSeq, a predicted model, not a curated record
UAAAAAUAUUCAAAAUCUACAGUGGCUCAUAAAACUCCUUACAUCUUACUCUAACCGCAAGCGCGGCACUGGCAGCCCCAACCUGUUAUGUUGACAAGAAUGUCUGACGUCUGUCAUCGUCUAAUUCCUGACAAAGUCCACCACGUCCAAUUGGCCAGCAAGAUAGGAGUGAGAAUUACGAUUGAUUUCGGCUGAUAAUCAAAAUAUACCUCGGGAAAGGUGGCAACUUUCAUGCUAUCGUGCGUCGUCGAAUCAGUGCGAAUUUCGUGCGCAACUGGCGAUCAGUUCGUCCGCAGAAGUGCUUUACGUUCAGAGACGGGCGCGCAUUUUAGACCUUCAAUUUGUGACUCAUUCGCCUCAGCGAGAAAUAAUUGUUAAUAACAAAUCGGGAGUAUCGCAGGGUGCAAUCGGUCCUAGUGCGUCUAAGUGGUGAGAGUUACUGCGCGGUAAAAUGCUGUGAAAAGUGCGUGUCCAUUCCGCAGCCAGGAAUCCCUCGCUGGAGUGGAAUGACCGCGAAUAUUUUGCGUAGAGACGAGGCCGGUGGGAACGUAAUAUCCUAAUUUUCAGAGGCAAUAGAUAGCCAGCCACCUGCGUCUCACGUGAACACUAUUAUGUGAAGAUUAUGCGACAAUGCCGCCGUCAAAGAAGUGUUGUAUGGUCUGCGGCGACAAGGCGCUUGGCUACAACUUCAAUGCCAUCACCUGCGAGAGCUGCAAAGCAUUCUUUCGGCGGAACGCCCUGCUCAGCAAAGAGUUCACCUGUCCGUUCAGCCAGAAUUGCGAGAUAACAGUGAUAACGCGUCGAUUUUGUCAACGUUGUCGAUUGGAAAAAUGUUUUCGUAUUGGAAUGAAGAAGGAACACAUCAUGUCCGAGGAGGACAAGAUCCAGAAGCGGAAGAAGAUUGAAAUGAACCGCGCCAAACGCAAGAUGCUGGAGAAGCGUGACACCGACCCCGCUUUCCACAUGUUGUCGAAGAUCAAGCGGGAGGAAGGUUCGGAAGUGGAGGAGUGGCUGGACCGGGACAAAGCUAUGUCGCCGAGCGAAUACAGCAACUCGAGCAUGUCAAGUAGCAGCCGAUUCGACAAGCCGGAAGAGUCCAACUUCGCGUCGCCCGUUGCCGUGACUUCAACAUCGGAAGGCACGCCGUUGCCCUCACGCGACUCAUCCGCGGAAGUUCUCGUCGAUAGCAUCGUGGCGUCGCCCGAAACUGCAGGUCGCGUCAUCGGUCACUUGAUGCGAACACCGAAAGACGCGGUGGAGGUAAUGACCAAAAUCAUCAGCUCGCCGACGGAGGCAAUGAAGCUCAUAAGCCAUCUUAUCAGCUACCCGGGCGAUGCCUUGAAAAUAAUCAGCAAAAUCAUGAACUCACCGUUCGAUGCCCUCACCGUGUUCACGAAAUUCAUGAGUUCGCCUACGGAUGCGCUGGAAAUAAUCUCGAAAAUCGCCAACUCUCCGGGCGACGUGCUCCAGUUUAUGCAGCAGCUAAUGAGCUCGCCUGAGGACGCGCUCGAUAUCAUGAACAAGUUCAUGAAUUCUCCCGCGGAAGCUUUGCGAAUGAUCAACAAAAUGGUCAAUUACAAAGUCGAUUCGACGACGGAGACGUGUGAGUCAAAUCGGCAAGCGUUCGCAAACACCAGUGGCUACACGAUGAUCAACUCAGUGCUGAACAGUGUGCAGAGUCCAUCCUCCACGGCGACACUCUCACCUGAUAACGCCGCCACACCGGCAGGACCGAGUCGUGCCGUGCAUGAAGCCACAAUCCAAUCGCCAAGCAAUAUUUACUCCGAGCCGAGUGAGACCAAGACAACCAGUCAAGUACAAACAGAAGCAACAGAUGAGGCUGUAGCGGGUAGUUCGACGAGCGGGCCGGGCAUGGUCUAUGGCCAGGCCGGCUGCAGCAAGGAGGAGGGGACCAAGAACAUUUUGGAAGACGUUGAGAACAGACCAAUUCAACCGAACUCGAUCGAGUCGGCGCUAUGCGAAGCAAUAAAGCUUGAAUAUGAAACGUUCAGUUCAAUACCGCAGAAUUAUACAGAGAAUCGGGAGCUGAAUGACACCGAACAGACGAAACUGAGUGAGUUGAUUGUUGCGAGUCGGGCGCUCUACUAUCCACUGGACGAUGAUAUGGCGAGUAUGGCCAAUGAGGAAGUAAAGGUAAAGAGCGAUAACAACUCUCAGAGCCCCGAAUUGCUUAAACUGAUCAAUUUAACGGCGAUUGCAAUUCGACGCCUAAUUAAGAUGUCGAAGAAAAUUAGCGCUUUUCGCAAUAUGUGCCAAGAAGAUCAGAUUGCGCUGCUGAAGGGAGGCUGCACGGAGAUGAUGAUAAUGCGAUCUGUGAUGUCGUACGAUUGUGCGAAGGCUUCUUGGAAGAUUCCGCACAGCCAAGAAGACAUGUCGAAUAUCAAAGCUGAUAUUUUGAAGCUGGCAAAGAACAACAUCUACGAGGAACACGAUCGAUUCAAUCGUUCGUUCGAUCCCAAGUGGCGCUCGGAUGAAAAUAUCAUUUUAUUGAUGUGCGCAAUUUUACUAUUUUCCCCGAAUCGGCCGCGUGUUAUUCAUUCGGAUGUGAUCAAGCUAGAGCAGAACUCCUACUACUACCUUCUGAGAAGGUAUCUGGAGAGCGUCUAUCCCGGAUGUGAGGCGAAAUCAACGUUCAUCAAAUUAAUACAGAAGAUCAAUGAAGUUCAAAGGUUAAACGAGAUAGUUAUUGGUGUCUAUCUCAAUGUCAGCCCAUCACAAGUGGAGCCGCUGCUCAGAGAAUUGUUCGAUCUGAAGAACCAUUAGAUGGGGAGAAACUGGAGCAUUUUCGUACGUUAGCAUUAAUGAUUAGCUGUUUCCAACACUGAAGACCUUUCCUUGUUGAUUUCACACUAGUUCAAUUGUUUCAGUAAUUCACCACUCACGAGCAAGACAUGGAACUUGUAUUUUUAGCUAAUACGCUUUGAUGUGUCCACGGACAUGAUUUGUAUGUAAGAAUCAAAGCAUUUAGGGAGAACUAUUUAAGUAGCAAAUUAGUGAUAACUUAGAUACUAGACUAAACAGUAACAAAAAAAGGCGACGAACCUGUAAACCAAAAGUAGAAAAACACUUUGUGAUCUAUGAAACGAAUGAAGAGCAAACAAGUGACUGGUGGAGCUACGGAUGGAGUUUAUAACAAAAGUAUGAAUGUAAUGAAUCAAGCUUUAAUAUAAUAAGACAACAGAGAUAAUAUUUUAAUAUACAGUUCCCUUUAAGUAGUCGUUAGUUCUGAAGAGAUAAUAUUUUUAAAAAUAUUUUUAACGUUACAAAUAAAACACUUUUCAAUGUUGUGU